AAAAGAUCUUACAUUUACGUUCACAGCCAGUCACACCUUACCUUUUGCUUUACGCACUCCCUUAUCGCGUUCUCGAUAUCGGUUCUAACAAGAAUAUUUUAAAAUGUCUCUACUAAAGAAAACUUUUCAGGGUGCAAUAAAAAUAAGUAUACGGAAUUAUAGUGCGAAUACUGGUUUAAUUAAACCGCCAAAAAUACUUAUUACCGGUGGCCUAGGACAACUCGGUGUUGAAUGUGCUAAACAUCUACGAGGAAAAUACGGCAAAAACAAUGUGAUAUUAUCAGAUAUUAUAAAACCUUCAACAGAAAUAUUUAACGACGGUCCGUACAUAUUUGCGGACAUUUUGGAUUUCAAAGGUUUACAGAAAAUAGUUGUCGACCAUAGAGUCGAUUGGUUGAUACAUUUUUCUGCGUUACUUAGUGCGAUUGGUGAACAAAACGUGCCUCUAGCAGUUCGUGUAAAUAUAGAAGGAAUGCAUAACGUUAUUGAGCUUGCUAAACAAUACAACUUGAGAAUAUUCGUACCCAGUACAAUAGGUGCGUUUGGACCAGACUCGCCUAGAAAUCCGACACCUAAUAUUACAGUACAACGACCUCGGACAAUCUAUGGUGUGUCAAAGGUGCACGCGGAAUUAUUGGGCGAAUAUUAUCAUUAUAAAUUCGGAUUAGAUUUCCGUUGUUUAAGAUUCCCUGGAGUUAUUUCCAGUGAUCCACCCGGUGGAGGAACUACAGAUUACGCGAUUGCUAUAUUUCAUGACGUGCUUCGCAAAGGUCACUACGAAUGUUAUUUAAAACCUGAUACAAGACUUCCCAUGAUGCACGUCAGAGACGCGCUCCGAGCGCUAUCAGAAUAUUUAGAAGCGCCUAACGAAAUGUUGCAGAGGCGAGUGUACAAUGUAACGUCAAUGAGUUUCACCCCCGAAGAGUUAGCUGACGAGAUGUUCAAACAUUUGCCCGAUUUUACGCUUUCAUAUAAACCGGAUAGUAGACAGGAUAUUGCGGAUUCUUGGCCACAAGUAUUUGACGACAGCGAGGCUCGACGGGACUGGAACUGGAAGCCAGAAAUAGACAUGGACAAUCUGGUGAAAUUAAUGCUGAAGGAAGUCAAAGAAAAAAUUGUCGCCAAUGGAUUAUGAGUAACACUUAAAACACCCUAAAUAUACAAUGUCUUGAUAUAUUUUUCAGAGAGAGAAGAAUGAAUCUUGUAUAGGUUUUUUUCUUCAUAAGUUAAAAACGUAUGGUGAUCACAACAUAGAAUUUCAUGACAUGCGAAAUUAGGAUUUGAACCCACUAUUACGUUUCUAUGACGAUAUAGAAUAACAUCGGACGAGCUCUAGGUUUCAUAAUAGGAUUUAAAAUCAAUAUUUAUAUGGUUAGUAUUAAUGUGCAAGUAUCUAAGUUGUUAAAGUU
Papilio xuthus (Asian swallowtail) is the source of this 1409-nucleotide messenger RNA. It is a transcript of the gene Tdh, whose product is annotated as L-threonine dehydrogenase. The record is from RefSeq and is a predicted model, not a curated record. NCBI's taxonomy places the organism in Eukaryota, Metazoa, Arthropoda, Insecta, Lepidoptera, Papilionidae. The transcript has 4 exons. The coding region runs from base 104 to 1135 and encodes 343 amino acids. Gene Ontology annotation, molecular function: L-threonine 3-dehydrogenase activity. Gene Ontology annotation, biological process: L-threonine catabolic process.